This is a messenger RNA of Xylona heveae TC161, 697 nucleotides long. Its product is annotated as ribosomal protein L22e. The record is from RefSeq and is a predicted model, not a curated record. Gene Ontology annotation, cellular component: ribosome. Bases 188 to 619 code for a protein of 143 amino acids. The transcript has 3 exons. Gene Ontology annotation, biological process: cytoplasmic translation. Gene Ontology annotation, molecular function: RNA binding; structural constituent of ribosome. Lineage: Eukaryota; Fungi; Ascomycota; Xylonomycetes; Xylonales; Xylonaceae.
UCGAUCGACCGAGGCGCAGGAUACUCACUUCUUUGCGACCAACUCUCAAACUUCUCAAAAAGACAUCAGUCAAGAUGGUUCAAGGUCCUGUAUGUUCACCCACUUACAACACUUGAUGCUUUGCUGUUCGUCGGGAUAGGCGCACGACAACCUCAGUCUGCGGAUUACCUAUCCCGGCAGCGAUAUCAUGAACAGUAGGCUAAACGGUGGAUUUUCCGUUAUACAGAAGCACCCCCACGGCGCCGGUGGUCUCAAGGGAGGCCCCAAGGCUAGCAAGCAGAAGAUUACGAAGAAGUUCAUCAUCAACUGCUCGCAGCCCGCCAGCGACAAGAUCUUCGAUGUCUCCGCCUUUGAGAAGUUCCUCCACGACAAGAUCAAGGUCGACGGCCUGACCUCCAACCUCGGUGACAAGGUCGAGAUCUCCCAGUCGGGUGACGGCAAGCUUGAGGUUAUUGCCCACAUCAACUUCUCCGGCCGCUACCUCAAGUACUUGACCAAGAAGUACCUCAAGAAGCAGCAGCUCCGUGACUGGCUCCGCGUGGUCUCCACCUCCCGCAACGUCUACGAGCUCCGCUUCUUCAACGUCGUCAACGACGAGGCCGAGGAGGACGAGGAGUAAAUUAUUCCCUUUCAGUCGUAACACAUUGAUAGAGAAUAAUAAAAGUUAUAUCUUGUCCAAAGACGACCUAAGGAGUGC